AAUUACUAAGCUAAAUCGAAUAUAUAUAUCGCCAGCACCUUUGCCAUCCCUAAUAGCGUGCAACCACGAGUCCAAAGAUGCAGAAAUUAAAAAAGAAAACAAAGCGUUCUGCGGUUCCAGUCGAUAUGGAAGUGGAGGAUGAACCACAGGCAGAGGGCUCCAAUGAACCACAGGCCGAGGACUCGGAUGAGCCACAAGCAGAAGGCUCGGAUGACGACGAUGAAAUGGAUCUGACUAACUUCAAAGUCAGCUCCAAGAGCUCCUCGUCGGGCUCCACCAAAAAACGCAAGAAGGGCAUUAUUUACAUAUCCAAUAUACCCAAGCACAUGAAUGUGACUCGCUUGAGGGAAAUUCUGGGGGACUUUGGAAAAAUCGGCAGGGUGUAUCUGCAGCCGGAAAAACAAUCAAGCGAAAAGGCCAAGAAGAACAAACGGAAGCGCUACAACAUCCACUUCACCGAGGGCUGGGUGGAGUUCGAGUCGAAGAGGGUGGCCAAGCAGAUUGUCCCCCUGCUGAACAACAAGCAGAUCUCCACGAGAAAGAAGUCACAGUUCUACGAUUCGCUGUGGAGCAUGAAGUACUUGCCGCGCUUCAAGUGGGUGCACCUCACCGAACGCAUGAACUACGAGCAGGCAGUGCACAAGCAGCGCCUUCACACAGAGGUCUCCCAGGCGCGCAAGGAGACCACUUUCUUCCAGAACAAUCUGGACAAGAGCGAGUUUCUCAAUAAGCAGGCCAAGAAGGCCAAAAAGGAGGAGAAGAGAGCAGCUGGCAAAGGCGACUGAUGAUUUUUUUUUUUUAUAGCUUAUCGGGAAAUAUAUCUUAAAUAGGAUUUAACA
Molecule: messenger RNA, 839 nt
Organism: Drosophila kikkawai
Lineage: Eukaryota; Metazoa; Arthropoda; Insecta; Diptera; Drosophilidae
Biological process (GO): endonucleolytic cleavage in ITS1 to separate SSU-rRNA from 5.8S rRNA and LSU-rRNA from tricistronic rRNA transcript (SSU-rRNA, 5.8S rRNA, LSU-rRNA); endonucleolytic cleavage in 5'-ETS of tricistronic rRNA transcript (SSU-rRNA, 5.8S rRNA, LSU-rRNA); endonucleolytic cleavage to generate mature 5'-end of SSU-rRNA from (SSU-rRNA, 5.8S rRNA, LSU-rRNA)
Cellular component (GO): nucleolus
Molecular function (GO): RNA binding
Source: RefSeq, a predicted model, not a curated record